CGAUCCAUUUCGUGUCUUCGGGUAAGAGCUCUGCAAAUCUCGAGCUCAUAAACCCUAGAGGCAAUGGCGAAGCUCUUUGUCACUUUAAUUUUACUGCUUCCACUUCUUUGUAACUGUUUCUCCUCAGAGAACCCUACGGAUCGACGUAUUCUCGUAUUGCUGGACGAUUUGGGGAUCAAAUCCUCGCAUUCAAUUUUCUUCCGGUCUCUGCAAUCUCGCGGAUUCGAACUUGAUUUCAAGCUCGCAGACGAUAAGAAGAUCACUCUACAGAGAUACGGCCAGUACUUAUACGAUGGCUUGAUUCUGUUUUCUCCGACUGUUGAGCGCUUUGGAGGAUCAUUGGAUUUAUCUGCUGUUAUGGAUUUCGUUGAUUCCGGUCAUGAUUUGAUCGUUGCUGCUGAUGUUUCCGCAUCUGAUCUGAUUCGGGACAUCGCCACUGAAUGUGGAGUUGAUUUUGACGAAGAUCCCGCGGCAAUGGUUAUUGAUCACACCAGCUAUGUUGUUUCAGAAACUGAAGGCGAUCAUACUUUGAUUGCUAGUGAUGAUUUUAUUCAAUCUGAUGUGAUCUUGGGCAGCAAGAAGAUUGAGGCUCCCGUACUCUUUCAAGGAAUUGGCCAUUCACUAAAUGCUGCUAAUAACCUGGUGUUAAAAGUUCUUUCAGCAUCUUCCUCAGCAUAUUCUGCUAAACCUGGGGCCAAGUUGUCAAGUCCUCCAUCUCUCACAGGAUCUGCCAUAUCUCUAGUCUCAGUUGUGCAGGCAAGAAAUAAUGCACGGAUAUUGAUCUCUGGCUCUUUAGCUUUGUUCAGUAACAGGUUUUAUAGAUCAGAUGUGCAAAAAGCUGGAAGCUCAACCAGACACGAGAAAUCUGGUAAUGAACAGUUUGUGACUGAACUUAGCAAAUGGGUCUUCCAUGAAAGAGGUCAUCUCAAGGCUGUAAAUGUUCGUCAUCACAAAGUUGGGGAAACGGAUGAACCUGCAAUGUACAGGAUCAAUGAUGACUUGGAAUACUCUAUUGAGAUCUAUGAGUGGUCUGGAAAGAGUUGGCAACCAUAUGUGGCUGAUGAUGUCCAAGUGCAGUUCUACAUGAUGAGCCCCUAUGUGCUGAAAACUUUGUCGACUGACCAAAAAGGUCGGUACUUUACAUCUUUUAAGGUCCCAGAUGUUUAUGGAGUUUUUCAAUUCAAGGUUGAAUACCAGAAGCUUGGUUACACAAGCUUAUCUCUUUCAAAGCAGAUUCCAGUCCGGCCCUUCAGGCACAACGAAUAUGAAAGAUUUAUAACAACAGCUUUUCCCUAUUAUGGAGCCUCAUUUUCUACGAUGGCAGGUUUCUUUGUCUUCAGCGUUGUGUAUCUAUACAACAAAUAGCCAUAGAACAUGUCCGUUUGGAGAAACUUAGGUUGAGAAUGUGGAAAUACUUCCAUUUCUUAUUAACAUGUUUUGGCUGAAGAGGAAUCACACAAUUGUUUACAAAUUUUAUUUACAAAGAGGGUAGUUGAACCAAUUAAAUGCCUUCAACUUCCAUUUCAUCUUCAC
Molecule: messenger RNA, 1533 nt
Organism: Nelumbo nucifera (sacred lotus)
Lineage: Eukaryota; Viridiplantae; Streptophyta; Magnoliopsida; Proteales; Nelumbonaceae
Gene: DGL1
Product: dolichyl-diphosphooligosaccharide-protein glycosyltransferase 48kDa subunit family protein
Cellular component (GO): endoplasmic reticulum membrane; oligosaccharyltransferase complex
Source: RefSeq, a predicted model, not a curated record